UCGAACUUCUCUAAUUUUUUCGUUUAUUGUUAUGAAGUGAACUGCAAAUAGUUCGUUGGGAAAUUUAAAAAGUUCGCAAGUUACUACUACGCAAAUUACAGGUAUUGAUUCGCGGUGAAGCUUUUGAAGGUUUUAAUGCAAACCUGUUCCAUCGUCAACCAGCCUCUGCAGACUGCAACCUUAUUCCAGAAAUGGUUCGCCAGAAAUUUCGCGCAUAGGCUGCGAAGCCCAGACAACAAUUUUAUGUCCUUUCCCGGGUGUCUGGCGAAAGAAUUAUGGCUCACCAUUUUUGACGCUUGCGCAGGGCUUCGGUAAUCUGGCUCGCAUCGCAUUCUUUGCAUAACGUUAGUUUCCAUUUGGAUAUCGUGAGUCCUUGAUGCGACGUGAUUUUUAUUGAUGCGCCAUUAUCUCCGGAAACGACAGGCUCACUGAUCGGGUCUGUUCAAGGAAAAAUGUCGUGCGGGAUCGUUCGAUUUCUGCACCCUCCCACAGCAGUUCACAACGCAGUCUACUGCAACUUUUUCAACAAACGGGAAAAAUCUCUGGUUGUAGCUGGACUGAACUUCAUUCAGGUUUAUCGCGUCAACGUUAUUCCCACGCAGCAAUUAUCGGACAGCUCCGAUUCAGCGCCGAAAGCGUUGUUCGACGACGACGACGAAGAUGAUCUGUACACUGUCCGGAAACCAGUGUUAUCUGCCGUGACUGCUAACUUCUCUCCGGAAAAUGUCCGGUUGGAAUGUCUGGCCACGUUCGAAGUCUUCGGCACCGUCACCGAUUUGAAAGCGUCGGCACUCCCGCAUUCCAACCGUGAUCUUCUCUUAUUAGCUUUCGCCGAUGCCAAAUUGUCGGCCGUUCAGUACGAUCCUAUAAUCAACGAUCUACGCUCCAUUUCGCUGCAUGACUAUGAAGCGGCGCGCUUCAGUGACGAGAUGCCGACGAAUCUCGGCCCUGCCGAGCCCAUUGUGCGCGUCGAUCCGGACAAUCGGUGUGCCGUUAUGCGUCUGUACCGCACCCAAUUGCUGGUCAUUCCCUUCGUGCACCCACCCAAUCGAACCGAUAACGCACUGAACGGACCCAAGCCCGUGUCGCAGUUUCGCUCGUUUGCCUUGUCGUUGAAGAAGAUCAAGGACGAUCCCAACGAGUUUAUCCAAGAUUUUCAGCUGCUACCGGGAUAUUUGGAGCCGACGGUGGCUGUUCUGUGCCAUCGAGUGUUAUCUUGGCCAGGGAGAGUGGCCAUCAAUAGCGACACUUGCUACGUGGCAGCGUUGUCUCUCAAUACUCGUGAAAGAGCUUUCCAUCUUAUUUGGAAUUGUGUGGGACUGCCGUAUGAUAGCAAGUACAUGUUAAGCGUUCCACGGCCGAUUGGCGGACUUUUGGUCGUAUCUACAAGCGCCAUGAUUUACGUUAAUCAAGGCGUACCAGCGAUGGGCAUUUCCUUGAAUAGUACUACAGCAGGGAGUACUCGAUUCCCUUUACGACCGGAAGCGGCCGUUGUUGCCACAUUGGAUGGCUCCAGUUGCGCGUUUUUCGAGUCGGAGCGGCUCUUGUUGACUCUUCGGAAUGGCAAUGGCUUUGUUGUGACUAUUAUUUACGAUCAUGCCAUGCGUACAGUUAGAGAAUUCCACUGGCAGCAAGUACUAAAUAAUCGCUACGCUUCCUGUAUUACGCCGCUGGAAGGCGGCUACAUUUUUGUGGGUGGUCGAUUGUCGGAUUCCGUUCUCUAUAUGCUAACAUCCAGCGAAUGGAUUGAAGCGGAAGCCGCUCUGGUUGAAGAUGAUGGUAACGAUGAUUUUGCCGCCAGGCGAGCAGGACCACGAAAAACGCUGCUGACGAUAACAGACGACGAGGAUAUAUACGGACCCAACGCUUUUGUUAGUGUCGUCACGCCUUUGAAAAAAUAUCAUUUCACAGCGUGCGAUGAGCUGAUCAGUUUGGGACCGUGCCGUACAUCAGCCGUUGGAGAACCGCUGAAUAGCGCCGAGGAUUUUGUUCGAAGUUCCGAUAAGGAUGCUGACUUGGUAACGUGUUCGGGAUACGAAAAUGAGUCCCAUGUGGUCGCCAUGCAUAAGUCGAUUCGGCCAGAUGUUUUGGCAUCGUUCGACAUUCAGGAUGUGCAAGAUUUGUGGACUCUCCAGGACGAUAGCAGUAAUGACCACAGUCUCGUUGUAAUUAGCACUUCGGACAAGACGUCAGUUUUUCACAGCGUUGACGAGAUUGUCGAAGCGGAAGAGCAUCCUUUCCAAGGCGAUGAACCAACGAUUUUUUGCUGUCAGCUCCAUAAUGGCCGUAUAUCUGUUCAAGUUACGCGAACCUAUGCUCGCGUUGUGACCUUGACCGGAUGUGAAACGGUUGAUUUUACACUGGAAGGAAACGAUGAAGUGAAAUUCGCCACAGCAUUAAAUGAGCGCUUUGUCUUUGUAACCACCGGCGGUAUGUUGAUGUUAUAUGAAUGGGACAGUACCCUCGGAAUCAUUACGGAAGUCAACACAAGCGCCCUCAAUUUGCCGGAGAACGGCAUUUUGGCGGCUUCCUUGUAUGUGGACUACAGUGGGUUGUUCACCACGACAGUUCCUUCCAAUGUCGGUACGAUCGAGAUGGUGAUCGAGCCCGACGUUUUGGAUACGACCGUCAAAGCCGAACCGCAGCCAGAAGACGAAGAUAAAUUAUUAUAUGAGACCCGUGGCUCGCAGGUCGAUCAGGGAAAGGAGAAAUUUGGUUUGUCACCAGAAGAAUUUCGUAGUAGUCUGAUGGAGCUGCGCACAAGGAACUUGCCAUUUGGGCCAACUGAUUGGUUAUUAUUGGUGCGGCGUGAUCAUACUUUGACCAUCUACAGUCUGCCUGAUCUGAUUUUGAUGUUUGAAACCUAUCCGAUGAUCCAUGCUCCGCGAGUUAUCCACGAUGUGUGUGCUCUAGAGCAGCCAUCGGCACCACCGAAUGCCAUCGCUUCGGCUUGUCAGGAUCAGAAACUGAAGGAAGUUUUGUUGGUCGGCCUCGGGAUACGACAUAGUCAGCCGUAUUUUUUUAUGGUCGUCAGCGAAACUGUUCACAUGUACCAUGUCGUACCAUUCUACUAUGGUCAGAACGAACGGCGAUUAAGGAUUUCCUUUUCACGGGUCAAACAUGACAUGUUGACAAAUGAGCGGAAAUUAAAGCGGCGGUUGCCCAAGGAUCUUCAAGCUGAUGAAAAUCGAUUAGCCAAACGUUUUUUCCGUCCGUUUUAUAAUAUUCAGGGAUAUUCUGGGGUGUUUCUGUGUUUCCCAUAUUCAUACUUCGUGAUGAUCGGUGAUCGCAACAUUCCGCGAUUGCAUCCCAUGGUAGUGGAUGGUCCCGUGAAAGCUUUUGCUGAAUUUCGUAAUGCCAACUGUACAGCGGGAUUUGUAUAUUACAACUCAAGGAAACAAAUCCAGGUGGCGGAACUGGAAGCCAUUUGGAAUUAUGAUCACAACUGGCCGACUAGACGAAUCAAAGUCCCGGGAACGGUGCACUAUCUGUCUUACCAUAUGGAUAGUAAGACGUAUGUCGCUUGCUGCGCUGUACUGUCACCAGAUAAACGAAUUAUCCAUGGCAGUGUCGACCAGGUAGGCACAGAGGUAGCCGAACGAGACCCACGGUUUGUGUGUACCUUCCUUCCAAAAUUCUCCAUACACCUGGUUAUGUCGGAUGAAUGGCAGCUGGUUCCGGAUGCUACAUACGCUCUCCAGGAUUUCGAGUUUGCCACCGCUAUGAAAGUCUUACCCCUGCGAAACGGUACCGAGACAGGAAUGCGAGAAUAUGUAGUUAUUGGCACGAAUUUUGCAUAUGGUGAAGACGUACAGAGUCGCGGGAGAAUCAUUCUCCUGGACAUUCUAGACGUUGUGGCUGAACCGGAUCAGCCUUUGUCGCGUGUGAAACAGAAAGCGAUUUACGAGGAGGAACAGAAGGGACCGGUUACGGCGCUGUGCGGAGUUAACGGGUACAUUGUCAGUGCCAUUGGGCAGAAAGUGUUCAUUUGGGGACUGAAAGGCAACAGUUUGGUGGGAGUAGCGUUUUUGGAUGUACAGAUCUACGUCCAUCAGCUGUCGUCGAUUAAGGAUCUCAUCCUGAUGGCAGAUGUGCAACGCUCCGUGAGUAUUUUGCGCUUUCAAGAGAAAUACCGGACGCUGUCCCUGGUUAGCUCGGAUCCCAAUCAGAUGCACACAUAUGCCACAGAAUUCUGCGUGGACAAUCAGAGUUUGACCGUGGCGGUCACCGACAUUCAGCAGGAUCUCCACAUCUUUCAGUUUGAUCCGGAUUAUUAUUUCUCCGCAUUUGGCAACCGACUGGUACGGCGGAUGGAAUGCAAUUUGGGACAAUUCGUGACUAAUAUGUUUCGACUGCGGUGUUCGGCAUUUUAUCCGGAUGCCGGGCGGGUGGCUGCAUUACCGCUGACGAAAAAGCAUUUGACAAUGUUCACCACAUUGGAUGGCGCGGUGGGGUGCUACAUGAACAUUCCGGAGAAGACAUACCGGCGCAUUCUGAUGAUUGAGACGAUUCUCACUAAUCACUGCGUGCAUCGCGCGGGCCUGAGUCCGCGGUUGUACUGGAAUGCCCGGACGAAUCCUGACCAGAGAUUCGAUCUGGUGGGCAAUAUCAAGACCGUAGCUGACGGACGAGUUGGAAGUUUGUAUUUGGAAUUGGAUCAAACGGAAAAAUACGAAGUGGCCAUGAAAAUCGGGUGUUCGGUUGAUACACUGAUUGAAGAGCUGCUGGAUAUUGAGCGGCAGACUGCGGCAUUUUGAAAUUGUUCUUUGUUUCUUAUCGCACUACUAUGUAUGCCUAGUGUUGCAUGGGUGUUCGCAUGUCCUUUGGAAAGGCCCGAUCAAUGGCUCUGAUUUCGAAAGCUCACGUUUUCUCGACUUUGUUUGUGUAGUAUUUCCGAGUUAAUUUAUAUUUAAAUUGUCUCAAUAAAGUGGUAUACUGGAAAACA
Paramacrobiotus metropolitanus is the source of this 4945-nucleotide messenger RNA. Its product is annotated as cleavage and polyadenylation specificity factor subunit 1-like. Gene Ontology annotation, molecular function: protein binding; nucleic acid binding. Bases 453 to 4757 code for a protein of 1434 amino acids. The record is from RefSeq and is a predicted model, not a curated record. Gene Ontology annotation, cellular component: nucleus; mRNA cleavage and polyadenylation specificity factor complex. Lineage: Eukaryota; Metazoa; Tardigrada; Eutardigrada; Parachela; Macrobiotidae. The transcript has 5 exons.